Messenger RNA from Aricia agestis (brown argus), 5719 nucleotides. RefSeq names its product protein javelin (gene jv). The coding region runs from base 76 to 5487 and encodes 1803 amino acids. The transcript has 3 exons. Lineage: Eukaryota; Metazoa; Arthropoda; Insecta; Lepidoptera; Lycaenidae. The record is from RefSeq and is a predicted model, not a curated record.
UUGACUAGCCCGUGGACUGGCCGGGACCGGCCUGGACUGUGUGUGGCCUCGUGUGUGUGUGUGGCAUGGGGUAGCAUGGGCGCCGGGCACAGCGCAGAGGACGCGCGGGCCUACAGCGAUCCGCCCGCCCAGGGCCGCCGCAGGACGCAGCAGAGGAGACGAAGGCACUCAGUGGACUCGGUCGCGUCGUAUUCUAGCCAGAAUCACGUGGACCGAAUAAGGACUCAGAACUUCUCAGCGGCUUCUUGUCACGACGAGGACUUCGGCUCGAUCAAGACCAGCCUGUUCCGAAGGUCGUCGUCCAACUUGGAAUUCUCGGUGAAGAGACCGGACAGCGUCGUCUCCAACACCAGCUCCACGAGAAGCCGGCUUCGAGAGUUCGUGGAGAGGAAGGCGAGUCAGGACGAGCACAAGUCGGCGGCCAACACCGUCGCCGACAUACAGUACUUCGAGAACCCGGCUGAAACGCUCGAGUUCGACAAGUCGCACAGCUCCCUGGAAUCGAAGAAGAGCCAGGACGAGCGACCCAAGAAGAGGAAGCUAUCGAAGAAGGAGCCCGACGUCAAAAACAAAAAGCAGGAGAAGUACCAGAGCAAACUAGCCGAGUACUACAAGGUACCGCCCGUGCAGCUGCCGCAGGACGAGUUCUAUCAGCAUCUGACCAAAUCGCGAGCGGCAGAGGAAUUUCUGCAUAGGAGGUUUCCUAAUUCUGACACAGAAGUCAGCGGCAGCUACGGCCGCCUAUGUAAACACAAGGAGGUCGAGGGUUCCAACCUAAGAAGAAGCAGAAGUCUAGCGGUUAUCAGGGAGGAAACAUUCACUGAUCUUCAGCUACAAAAUCACACAAAGAAUAAGAGGUCUCAGCUUAUACCCCGCGCCCGUUUGUUCGACAAGCCUUGCUUUAAGGACAGAUUGAUUGGCCGAGCGAAAUACCAAACCAAGGAAGAAGUUUUAGAAGGCAUUUACAUCGAUAGUACUGUUUCUUGCUUCGGAGAUAUAAGUGGACAAAAAGAGGAACAAAACACACACCAAAUCAGUAUAACAGAUUGCAUUGAAAAGGACAGAUCGAGAUCAGAAAGCCGCAAUUCAAAGUCUGUUAGCGGAAGUUGGCCCAAUUUAAACGACGAAUCAAAACAGAUUAAUCUUUCUGAAGAUAGCAUCGGUCAUUCGCGUAAUCCCAGCGAAAUAGACAGUUUAGAUUCAAACUAUGUUCGAAAGCAUUACAAUUUUGAAGCUCAUUUAAAAAACUAUAACGAAAGCUCGCCUGAAACUGAGAGAUCUGUAAGGUCCAGAAAUAAUUCACAGGAGCUAUAUAUUACAGACGAUCACGACAGUGAAAAAGGAGUAGAGGAAAAAGUUCAAACGCCCGAUUUACUUCAUGAUUAUUCUUUGAAAGAUACUGAAAUAAACGGAGUAGAAGAAAGGGAUGAAAAAACAAUAAUCGACGAAAAAGAUAAUUUUACAGAAACGAAAGCUGACCCACAUUGUAAGCUAGACGAUCAAGAGACUGGAGAAAAACUUUUUCACAGCUGUAAAAAUAAUAGUGAAAAUAAUAAUUGCGACACUCAAUCCGUAUUGUCAGAAAACGAUGAAACUAUAUCUAGCCCACCUGACAGCAUAACAUCCUACAUAUCCAUAUCAAUUGCAUCAUCAACUGACAGAUCACAUAAGUUAGAGCAUUUAGCAAAUUCACUAGCUGAAAAAAUCGACGAAUAUUGCGAUUCUCAAUUCGAAAACGUUGUACUUCCUCAUAACCCGCAAACAAUAAACUCUGAAAGUCAGGAUUCUGGUAUUGAUCCUAUUUAUACCUCUGUUAGCAAGAAAACAACAUUUGCUGAUAUUAAGAGAGGAACUUUUAUCAAAACAAGUGAAAACAGUAAGGAUAAAAUUGAAGAAAAAUCUAACGUCGAAGUUUAUGUUACAAAUAUAGACUGCAACACAGAUGGUAUAGAUUCCAAAACUAGAAUCUGUUCUGCUUCUACAAAGAAUUUAUGCACCGAACCUUUUGUUUCUACGCUAGUUGAAAAUCAAUAUUAUUCUUUGCCUGAUAUUAACAUAAGUAAAUGUUUAAGGAAGUGUGAAAGAAUUGACGCGCAACUUAGAGAGGAAGAUCCAGAAGAUAUAAUAGAAAACACAUACGGUGUGAAUGAAAAUCAUUUUCGUGAACUUUUAUCGCACGAAAAUUACGGACAGCUUAAUAAAAACUGUUUUAACAAUACAACAGACAAAAACAUAACUAAAACAAGUCAAGUAUUUCUUAGUGAAUAUUCAGAACCUGUAAUAAUUCAAAACUAUUCAAAAUUAGAAGACGAUUUAAAAUCUAUAAUUACUAUCGAGAGUAAUACAGAGCAGGAUUGCGGAUUUUAUCAUUCAGACUCACACCAAAACGAACGAGAAAUUAAUGAAAUUGAAGGUACUAUACGAAACAACAAACUAAUAUCUAAAUCUGAGAGUUUAAAGUUAUCCAAUAAUUCUAAAAUAUUACGGCCAGAAGCUAAGAUUUUAAAAUCACAAUCAAACGAUAAUAUAAAUUUAAAGGUUCGUGAUAAACCAAAAACUGGAAUAAGGAAACAUUAUUCUCUUCGACAAAGAGAUCCAAACAAGGACGAAGACAGAUUACCUAGUCCCAGUAUUAUUGAAAAUUCUAAGAAAAAUAACUGUAACAUACCUGUCAUUGAUUUAUCUUUCAGUGAACAAAUCAGAAAUCAUUCACUUUUAUCGAGGGUGCAAUCUUUCAAGACUUCUGCGGAAUCCGAAAUUGCAAUUGUACCUCUAAGUGGUCACCAAACUAUAGUAAUUAACCCACCUUUAUCUCAAAAUACCUCCGACACCAGAGUUGAUUUACCAACAAAUUCAGAAAUUAAUCAUAAUAUCUUGACUCAAAAAGAAGUAAAAGUAAUAACUUCGGAACAACAUAAUAACAAGCUAUCGGAAAAGUACGACGUCGAAUUACAAAGGAAAAUUAGUGACAAUAAGGAUCAUUUUGAUGAUUUAAAAAAUAGUUUAUCAUCAAGAGAACCGUUCAUUACAAUUAAACUUAAUAAAGUUGUAAAGGCAACUAUACCUAAGUUGAAAAGUGAUAGUUACGAUCAACUAACCAACUAUAGGCCGCAAUUGCACAAACCUCCAUCUAAGCUUAUAAUUAAAGAUAGUGAUAACAAUUGCGCGACUACAAAACUUAAUAUGACUCGACCACAAAUACUACAAGUCGUAGACUCUACGAAAAGUAAAAAAGAAGACGUCAAUAAUGUGGCUUCAGAGAAAGAAGUAAGUUCGUCAGAUAAAACCCAGAGUUUGCCAAAUUCUGUAGCAAAAGAAGAUAGAAACGAUUACAUUACAGUCAAGGAUAAAUUAAAUAAUGCUAUAAAAACAGAUCUUGAAUAUCAAGUCAAAAUUAACUCAGUAAAAAAUUAUUGGUCAAACUUAAUCGAAAAGACCCCAGAACCUACCCAGCCAAACAAUAUGCAAAACAAAGACACAAUAAAUAAAACAAAUCCAGAAGUGUCAGAACCUGAUAACACUAUAUCGCAAAAUGUAAACAAUGACGAAUGCACCCCAGAAGUGUCAGUAAAUAGUAUUGUGAAGUCGUUAGAAAGUGUUAAAAUAGUAGAUAGUAUAAGAAAGCUUAGCCAAACAAAAUUACAGCUCUGGAAGGAUGAAUCAGAAAAAGUAAAGAGUGAUUCGGAAAUAGAAGAAAAACCCGUUGAAAAAAUUAAAAAUAAAGAAAAUAGUAAUGAAGUAUAUGAUAAGUCUAGUAAAACAAAAAAAUCUGAACAGGAGAUAGCAAGAGAUACUCCUGAAAUAGAAAUAGUUGAAUUGAGUAGCGACGAUAACCAAAAUCAAAAAACUCAAGCAACUCUCAUAAAAGCCCCUGGUUAUGAAAAAGGCUGUGAUGAAUUUGACCAUGUACGAUACAAAGUAAUGAAAUCGGAAUUAUUUAAAAACAGUAUGAUUGCUAAUUACCGAAAAGAAGCUCAAUUUGAUGGUCUCCUUCAAUAUUUACAAGACUACAGUUUUCAGGAACUACUAGUUAACAAUAAUAUUGUUAUAAUCGAGCCCGUAAGAACAAAAAUUGAGCCAGCUCCUCGGAAAAACACAAACACGGAUACCUGUAAAAUUCCGCCGACUUUGUUGAAGAAGAAUGAUCAGUCAUUUCAAAAUGAAAAGUCAAAGAAUUCGGUUCGUAGACACUUUUUCUAUCAUCCAAUUAGAGUAAAUAAAGAAAUAAUAGAAGAGGAACUUCCAAACCCUGACACAGUCAAGAAAGUACGAAAUUUAUUUGAAGAUACUUUGAAAAUGAAAAGUCCUAUGGCCCAUGAUCCCCCAUUAGUCGAAGAACAUUUGAACUUAUCACGAAGGUCAACGUCCUACCGCAACUUAAGCGAAGAAACAAAAGGAUCUAAAGGGUCAGUAAGAAAGAAGGUUACGAGACACUUAACUAUAGACACCAGUUUUGGAAAUAAAAAAUGGGACAGUGCUAGUCUUUCGAGUGGAGUCUCUAGUGGAGACUUGAGUUCAAACAACGAAUAUGAUAAUGAGGCUCUCAGUCCUUAUUCGCAAAAAAACCUAAAAGACAACACAUACAGUUCAAGCGAUGAGUACUUAUGUGAUUCAGCCAACCAAGAUUUUUGUUGCGAAAGUCAAUACGUAAGUCCGGAUAUUUUAAAGAAAAUAAGAGAUUGUGGUACCUCAGUAACAUACUACGGAGGAAAAGUAUUAAACUCAAAAACAGGUGCCGCCGUAAGCCCUAUGACAAAAGCUAUAAUGGACGAAAUCAAAAAUUUACAAAAAAAUUGUAGCAGAGAUUGCUACUCUUGCCAAACCAAAUGUAAAGGAUCAAAAUGCUCGUGUCUCAUUGCAGACAAGCACCAGAAACUUGUACCCGAAAGGCAUAAUAUCGAUACACUCAUAGAAAAUCAAAAUCAAGAUCUAGACAAACGAACAGAUGGAUUCCCCGGUUUCAAAUUUAAACUUGUAAAAUCGAAUAGCUGUAGCAGUCGCUUAGAAUUAACAGGGACGGAUGAAAACAGAAACGCGCGUAUGAAAUUUAGGAAACAAAACUCCAGGGAAGACCCGCCCUUAGUUUGCGAAGAAGAGAAUUCCGUAAAAAAUAAAAUAUGUCGGCUCGAAAGCUACAAUAAAACCGCAGUUAAUAGUAACUUUAAAAAUAAAGAAAAAGUUAUGAAUAAAGACUGUAACAAUGAAAAGAACUCAGGUGAGGCAAAGACACCCAAAAAAGAGACAAGCACGGAUCAAGAUAGUUUAAAGAGUAAAAUACAAGAACAUACGAACAGCCGCAGAAGCUCAACUCAGUCAAACAAACAAGGUACCGAAGCGAAUACAUUUGAAAAGAAAUUUUACUACGUAAAUGAUACGUACGAGAAAAACAAGGUCACCAAUGAAAAAUUCGGAGAAAUGGUUUUCGAAGAGUUCGAAGUUUUAGAAUCGUGCUAUGAUAGUUUAAAUAGUAGUAAGUCGACGAACUAGUUAGUUUUAAACUAUUUCUCUUUAUAUCGUGAUCUAUAUACGUUUAAAUAAUUUUAUUUAAAUUAUAUUGUUUGUAAAUGUAAUAAUAUUCUUUAAAUAUAAUAAUUUUAAUACUUGUAAAGUAUUAAUCAAUUUGUAGUUAUAUUUAUAUUAGUUACUAUUUCAAACCAAAUAGUGAGCUAUAGCCCUGGUGAUGGUUUCUAAAACUUUAGAUUAAACGAUAUUCCAAUAA